UUUGGUGGUUAUUAGAAUAAAUUCUAAACAAUACAGUGGAAUAAGCUUUUGCAGUCACCAGCGAUGGACUUCAGCUGUCGGCACUGAGGCUCCCAGUUCUCUAGUUCUUCUGAUGACCACAGGCCCUCAUGGCGCUUAUUCAUGAACCUCGUGCCCCCUCUCCUUCUCUCUCUGGCUUCAACACACCCCUCUCUGAUCCUCCAUCCUUUCGUCGACUCGAUGCUGAAACACCCUGCACCCCAGAAAUGGACCUCACCCCGACCCAGUGCGUCCUACGCAAUGUCCUCUCCAUAGACACCGGAGGUGCUGUCGAGCCUGGGGGUGGAGGAGGAGAGGGGCAGACUGCUGGGCACAACCAGACACCGGGCGAGGAACAACAGGAGCACUUUGCCAACAGUGUCCUGAAGCUCCACGAGCACGACGGGAGUCCUGGACGGACGGAGGGAGAGGGGCAGGAGCUGGACAGCAGUGAGGUCAGGAGCCAGGCGGAUGACGCCAGGCUACAGUGCCAGUCCACCGGAGGAGGAGGAGGGUUUCUGGAGGGGUUGUUUGGGUGUCUGCGGCCUGUCUGGACUAUGAUCGGCAAAGCUUACUCCACAGAGCACAAACAUGACCUGGACGAGGCCUGGGAGGUCCCGUUUGAGGAGAUAUCUGACCUGCAGUGGGUGGGCAGUGGAGCCCAGGGCGCCGUCUUUCUGGGCAAACUGCACGGACAGGAAGUGGCCGUAAAGAAAGUGCGGAAUAUCAAAGAGACAGACAUCAAGCACCUGCGCAAGCUCAAACACCCCAACAUCAUCACUUUCAAAGGCAUUUGCACCCAGGCUCCAUGUUACUGCAUCAUCAUGGAGUACUGUGCCCAGGGACAGCUGUACGAGGUGCUCAGAGCAGGCAGGAAGAUCCAGCCGUCCCUGCUCAUGGACUGGGCCAUGGGCAUCGCGGGGGGCAUGAACUAUCUUCAUCUGCACAAGAUCAUCCACAGAGACCUCAAGUCACCAAACAUGCUGAUCACUUAUGACGACUCAGUGAAGAUUUCUGAUUUCGGGACGUCCAAAGAGCUCAGUGACAAGAGCACCAAGAUGUCCUUUGCCGGUACAGUGGCCUGGAUGGCUCCUGAGGUCAUACGCAAUGAGCCCGUCUCAGAGAAGGUGGAUAUUUGGUCAUUUGGCGUGGUGCUGUGGGAGAUGCUGACGGGAGAGGUGCCCUAUAAGGAUGUGGACUCCUCCGCUAUCAUCUGGGGAGUGGGCAACAACAGUCUGCAGCUGCCUGUACCUGAUAGCUGUCCAGACAGCUUCAAACUGCUCCUGAGGCAAUGCUGGAACUGCAAGCCAAGAAACAGGCCUUCCUUCAGACAGAUCCUCCUGCACCUGGACAUCGCCUCUGCAGACAUCCUCUCGACUCCACAAGAAACUUACUUUCAGUCUCAGGUGGAGUGGAGGGAUGAGGUGAGGCACCACUUUGAGAAGAUCAAGUCUGAGGGGACGUGUCUUCACAGGCUGGACGAGGAGCUGAUCAAACGACGCAGAGAAGAACUCAGACAUGCGCUGGACAUCCGGGAGCACUACGAGAGGAAACUGGAGAGAGCCAACAAUCUCUACAUGGAGCUGAACGCCAUCAUGCUGCAGCUGGAGAUCAAAGAGAAAGAACUGCACAAGAGGGAGCAGUCGCUGGACAAGAAGUACCCGGGCUGCUUCAAGCACCACAGCUCCAGACAGUCAGCCUCCUCCAACUCGAUGGAGAAACUCAUGAAGAAACGCAACGUACCUCAGAAACUGCCUUCACACAGCAAGAGGCCAGACUUACUAAAAUCAGAGGUCAUCCUCCCCAAACUGGACUCUUCCAUGACCCAGGUCACAAUCCCCAACAAGGGCUCUACCUCCCCCGGCCGCUCACGCCGAGGAAAACCGCGCUACAGGAAAGCCGGCAAAGGCAGCAGCGGGGACUUGGCUCAGCUGAAGGCUACUCUCUCCUCUUCACUAGCAAUGGUCAACUCCACCACAUCUGUUCCCAGCAGUAAGCAGCACCUAGACCCCAGUGCAGCCCUCAGGGGCCUGCAGCAUGAUCUGCUGCUCAAGAAGAUGUACUCCUCGAGCCCGGACCUAAUUUCUACUACCUUGGAGGCUGAAGGCAGGAGGAAGGGGCAGGUCAGGCCAGGGUUGGACAGAGCGGGCAGCCAGAGUGCCUCAGCCGGGCUCGAGGAGAGCAGAAGCGGAAGGAAUGGAGGGCCGGAGGAGGGGCCAGAUGUGGGCGUGGGGACCGACGACUUGGCGGAAACACCUCCACGCAGUGACACGCCCAGCGAGGACGCAGCUUCUAUUCCGUUCUCCAGUAGCCCUGACUCGCCGUGUGGCAGAGGGGCAGCGGCGGGGAGGGCGUCCGUGCUCGGGAACCCCCGCGUUUCCCACGAGGGCGAGGAGAAGGAGGACGGGACGGUGAUUACGCGCUCGCCCAGAAGUCAACGCCUCACACCUGCAGCGCUGCUCUACAGGGCUGCAGUCACACGCAGUCAGAGACGUGGAGUGUCGUCAGAGGAAGAGGAAGGAGAAGUGGACAGUGAAGUGGAGUUGCCGCGGAGACGGCGUCCUGUGAGCAUGACCAAGUGCCAGUCCCUGUCCACCUUCAGCUCAGAGAACUUGUCGGUCUCGGACGGCGAGGAGGGAAACACCACCGACCACUCCCACAGCGGCACGCCGGACGUGGUCAGCACCAACACGGACGAGCGGCUGGACGACAAGAGCGACGACCUCCUGUCUCAGGGCUCGGAGAUUCCCGCUGACCCAUCUGACCCCGCCCAGCUAGGCUCUGACGGGUUGUCUGAGAAGGAGGCUAUCCUUCGACAAGUCAAGACCCAGCUCGCAAGCAAUGACCAUAAUUAUGAGGGCCUGUAUGAUGACUCGGACUGUGACAGCACAGAGCUGGACCAUUCAGGCAGUGCAGAACCCAGCCAGCCUCCAAGCAACUGGUGAAAAUCUGACACCUAAGCCCACUCAAAAUGCGUCCAGAUCCAGCCUGUGAAUGCCUCUUUUACCCUUACAGACAUUGGAACACACGGAGUCAUGAUCAGGGACGUUGCAGAGAGGCUGAAAUGACCCCUGUGUCCUUCUUCGGAAACAGGAAAACACAAAUCCUUGGUGAGCGUUCUCGAAAAAUAUCCCGGAAAAAACUGAAUCGGGGCACAAGCCGAGCUAACGGAGCAGCAGCCCCCUCUGUUCCUCCCAUAGCCACUGGCCCAAAAUCAGCAUUGCAAGAACACUUCAGAUGACACCUCAGUGACAGAGGCCUCAGUCAGAGAGGCCCUCUGCUCUACAGUCUGUUAAUGUCUCCUGUCAUCAUCAUGUCAGUUUGUCUUUUUCUCUCCGUCAUGAAAACGUCAUAUUAUUUCACAUCAUGUCAUGUGAGAACAUGAUUAUAAAAUCCUAUCAGGGCUUUUAUUAUGUUUUAAUGUUUCUGUCGUCAACAUUACUGGGACAGCUACCGAUGCUGCUGCUUGCACUCGAUUGAUGAAAUGUAUAGAUUUUCUCGUGAUCAUCGUGUCAUACUGCAUUUCCUCUCAAAACAUUAUGCACUGACUAAUUUAUUGUUACUUUUCAGCGAAUUCAUUUAUAUUACUCAGAAACAAUGUUUACAUUUUUGUGUUGUUUACAUUAUUUAUUUAGAUAUAUGCCAUGGAUUCCGUUUUCCAUUUUCUACUUCUGUGUUUUAAUAUCAAUGUAAAUAUGUGAUGUUGUAAAAUGAACAAAUUUUUAAAAUGUGAGAUUGUAUAAUUUUAAGGUGCUGAUGUUCCUAAUUAGGUGGCGCUACUCUAUUUGAACCUCAAAAAGCUUAUGGUGGUAGAAUGUACUGUAGCUGCCGUUCAUGUCUGAGCAUCAAAACACAUUUAAAAGAGGAACAACAUGUGAAUGAAGAAAAAGCAAUAUGUCUGCUCUGGUACAGUAUGUCCUGUCACUGAGUUCAUUCAGGCAGACAGGCUUUGUUUUUAUUAGUAUUGCAGUGUUUACUGUAUUAAAAUGCAAUACCAGUUUGAAAUCCCUUUCUAAGUAUCUGGGGGUGUAUAUAGCAUCAGAAAAGCAUGCUAGUGGAAAAAAGUACAGAUAGCCCAUUGGUCACUGUUUGUGGCUCAGAUCAAAAGGAAAAGACACAACAAGAGCAAGACUGCAGAUGUCUGGUAGACUUUUAAAAACUCCAGUUUAGUGGCUGAAGGCACGUGGAUGAUGGGGACACAAAACACCAAAAUAGAUCUCAGAAUAACUGCAAAUUUCCAAUUGCACUCAUGGUUUUCCGCAAUCACUCCGUUCUAACUCGCCAGCCGUGCGGCCUCACUACGUCUGCAGCGUACCAGCACACAAAAGAUGACUUCCUUUUGACAGACAUUAACGUAAGCUUACUCAGUAUCAGUGGGAGAUGCUGAGCACUUUUCCUGCCCACUCAGAA
This is a messenger RNA of Chelmon rostratus (copperband butterflyfish), 4428 nucleotides long. Its product is annotated as mitogen-activated protein kinase kinase kinase 12-like. The transcript is spliced from 14 exons. The coding region runs from base 129 to 2963 and encodes 944 amino acids. Gene Ontology annotation, biological process: JNK cascade; protein autophosphorylation. Gene Ontology annotation, molecular function: JUN kinase kinase kinase activity; ATP binding. The record is from RefSeq and is a predicted model, not a curated record. NCBI's taxonomy places the organism in Eukaryota, Metazoa, Chordata, Actinopteri, Chaetodontiformes, Chaetodontidae.